Messenger RNA from Copidosoma floridanum, 2543 nucleotides. RefSeq names its product worker-enriched antennal transcript (gene Wat). The record is from RefSeq and is a predicted model, not a curated record. Lineage: Eukaryota; Metazoa; Arthropoda; Insecta; Hymenoptera; Encyrtidae.
GCCUCCGGCGAAUAAACCGACGCACUUUGUUCCCUCUGGCCCGAUUGUCCGUCCACAACCACCGAGAAGUACAUAUACGAGCAUAGCGCAACCCCUCCAGCAGCGGCAGCCGCGGCCAGCAGAGUUGGACGGCGCGUCGAAUCAAAGCAGCGCAACAGUCCUGCGGUAAGCGGACACCGCCGCGGUUGUUCGCGAGUCGGAACGUAUACUAAACAGGAGGAGUCGUCGGCGUCCAAGGAGGAGAUACUCGCGCCAGUGUUGCACCUGCACUCGCUCGGCGUGCGUGUGUGCAAACUAUCGUCUAGUGCGGCGCGCGUGCCAUUGUUUUCAAACUUUACCGGCUGCGCCAGUGCUGCGAGGUAUCAUCGGGAGGUUCACCAACAUGAAAUUCAUCGGCACCGUGCUCCUGGCAGUCCUGGCGGUCGCGGUUGGCCUCGCCCAGGCGUACACCUACAACCAACUGCUCGCGGGAAUAGCGCCGUACGUGAGGCAUCAGUCGUGGGUCGCCCAGCCCCUACAGUCGUCCGGGCUGUCGAGUCUCUCCGGGGGCAGGGACCCGCGCUCCAACACCGGGCCGAUUCAGUUCCCGCCAGGACCUCCCGGCAACCCAGCCGACACGAGCGGCGUGAUAGUAGGAGCCAGCGGCUACGGCUUCGUGCCGCCCAACUCAGAUUUUUGGGCCUACUUCUUCAAUUAACCGAGGAGGACAAUGCUGCCGCCGCAAGCGAUAUAUAUAUAUAUAUGCACCGGAGCUUGCGACAGUAAUGGACCAGACGAUCGCGCAACUAAUCGGUACACGCGCCGCUGGACGGUGCGCCGAGAUUAAUUAGGUGAGAUCCGGGCGUGCAUCCUCGAGAGCGAUUUCGUUAAUAUGCACCUCCAUCUCUCGCGGCGGAGAGAAAGCGAGAGCUUGUUUGCCUUUAUUUUUACCCCUCUCUUCGAUCCUCCUGUGCGGUUGUUCACCAAUCGUGUGUACGUGUACAUAUUAGGUACUUUUUAUACGAGCGGGCGCUCACCAGGUGUGUACGUUAACGAUCCGGCAGCAUCGUACACACGGUACGGCCCCCCUUAGGGGUCACCGCGCUGCUACGAUGUAUAGUCACAUUGUUCAUUCAUCAUUGAGUGUAUUCAUUGAUGGCCGAUUUAUUCAUACAGUAUACGUAGUUUAGUCUCCGUAAGUCGACACAUUAUACUGAUUUAUAUUUUUUAUUAUCAUUAUCAAUAUUUUUAUUGUAUACAUAUAUUAAAUCUCAUGCAUGCACACCCCACAGACGUUUUAAUCCUCAAGCGAAUCAAGUUACUUUGAUAAAAUUUUUCAACACUAUAUAUGUAUACGCUACUUUGCAUGUGUCACCUAUAUUUAAUCGCUCGGGCUCUUAAAACAACGAAAAAUGAUGUUUCAUUGCACAAAACCAGUUGUAUAUAUUUAGGACCAACAAAUUUUAUACAUCGAGCCGCAUAUAUACGGAAGCGUAUAAUUUUUUCACAAAUUUAGCAAAUCAAUGCUGUUGGUUGAGUCGUAGGUAGCCGCACAAGUCAGUGUAUACACAAAUGCGUACGUAAUAUACUUACCACAAGUUGAGCCAGCGAACGAGUGCUUACGCGAAUUAUUUUAAAUAUAUAUCGUGUGGCCAACCUUUCAGUUCAGUGCUCGCUGCACGUAAUAUUCACCGGUGUACAACGAAAUGAUAUACCCCAGCAUUGUUGAAUGUUUGAAGGGGGGACAAAAAAAAAAGUAUUGUAUUUCACGUGGAAAUAACUAGUUACCAAACUAUAUGCACCUACUAACAAAUGUUGUGGAAAGAACGCAAUGUGCGCGAGUGUGCGUAUGCGCAUAAAAAAAACACUCUGGUAAUAAUAACGCGUGAGCAACCAUAAGAGCAGAGCAAAAAUAAGGACGUAAUGCGUAUAAAUAUUUCCUUUAACCUUUCCCUCUCCCCUGCCACUUUGUGUUGCGUGCGGAUUUUUACUGUAUACGAGACGAGACACGUGUUAAAUUUGCCAUGGUCAUUGGCACUUGCCGGAGCUGAAAAAACGAGGAGGUUUUUGCGUGUUACUCAAGACACGCUGCUCUUGCUCGAUCGUACACAUCUCACGUACAGGAAUGGUACGAUUGACAAAUAAAUAAUUUUAUGCCGUAAAGUCAUCCUAAUCGGUGCAAUGUACGCUUAUUAGCGUUUAAUGCAAUGCAUAUUAUAUACCCAUUUAAUAUAUAUAUAUAUACGCAUAAGUAUAAAGAUGAUGAGUUAUUUGCCUAUCAGCGUACCUAUUGUAAAAAAAAAAAAAAUGUGUUGAAACGAAUCUCAAUGACCAAGUAUUUUGCAGUUGUAGAAAAAAAAAUUUUUUUUUUUUCUUUGUAAUUUUUAUACAGAUUUCUCAGUACGUUUAAGUAGAUACUUGUUCAUAAGUAUAAAUUUGAUUGAUUAUAGUCUCAAGAGUGGACAAAAAAUUUAAAAUUGAUCUAAAUUUCUUUAGCAUGAGUUACCGUGAACAUGUAACGAAUCAGAGAUGCUGUACAUAUUGUAAUCAAAUUUCAAUGGAAA